GGGUUACCAUGAGGAAAUGUUCGGAGUGUGUCAGGCGUGGGUGUGCUGCAGGAGUGCCAUGGGCGUGGGAGGGCGUGUGGGAGGGUCAUGUGGCAGGCCUGAUAUAACGAUCGGGAGAGGGAGAGAGCGAACGAGAGAAGCCAGUGUGGACGUGGCCGCUGCAGGGGGAGGUGUGCGUUCUAGGCUCUCUCUUCCCUCUUCCUCGCGCUCCCCGGCUCUCAUCUCCCCGCGUCUUCCUCCCUUCCUUCUUCUCCCCUCUCCCCGGCGUGCCAUGGCGGAGGGGCGGGGCGCUGUCACCUCCUGAACCAGAGACGAGCAAGGCGUGGGCGAGGCAUGGCGGAGGCGCAGCAGGCGAAGCGGGCGCGUCUGGUGCUGCAGGAUGGCACCGAGUUCCCCGGCGAGGCGUUCGGGGCCACGCAGGCGACGGCGGGGGAAGUGGUGUUCCAGACGGGCAUGGUUGGCUAUCCCGAGGCCCUGACAGACCCCUCGUACUGCGGCCAGCUUCUCGUGUUGACCUAUCCGCUGGUGGGCAACUACGGCGUCCCCGACACCUCCCUCCUCGACACAAACGGCCUGCCCAAAAAUGUGGAGAGCCGCCGUGUGUGGGUGGCGGGGCUGGUGGUGGGUGAGGUGUGCGAGCAGCCCUCCCACUGGGCCGCCUCCCGCACCCUGAACCAGUGGCUGAUCGCUGAGGGGAUCUGUGGUAUCCAGGGCAUCGACACCCGUGCCCUCACCAAGAAGAUCCGGGAGCAUGGAUCACUCCUGGGCAAGAUCGUGGUGGAUGGAGGGGACGACCCGGCUUUCUAUGACCCCAACAAGGUCAAUCUCGUCGACCAGGUGUCCAUCAAGGAGCCACGCAUCUACAACCCCGAUGGAGAGGUGCGGGUGUUGGUGGUGGACCUGGGGCUCAAGAACAACCAGCUGCGGUGCCUCCUGAAGUGGCGUGCCUGCGUGACGGUCGUGCCCUGGGACCACCAGCUCGACCCCACCCAGUAUGACGGCCUCUUCCUCAGCAAUGGGCCAGGUGACCCCCAGAUGUGCAGCACCACCGUGGAACACCUGCGCUCGGUGAUGGCCGCCAGCGUCACCAAGCCCAUCUUCGGCAUCUGUCUCGGCCACCAGCUGCUCUCCGUGGCUGCCGGUUGUGGGACCUACAAGAUGAAGUAUGGUAAUCGUGGCCACAACCAGCCCUGCAUGCACGAGGGUUCGCGGCGCUGCUUCAUCACUGCGCAGAACCACGGCUACGCGGUGGACACGGCCACGGUGCCACCAGACUGGGUGUCGCUCUUCACCAACAAGAAUGACGGGUCCAACGAGGGCUUGGUGCACCGCUCCAUGCCCUUCUUCAGUGUCCAGUUCCACCCCGAGCACUGUGCCGGGCCCGAGGACUUGGAGAGCCUGUUUGAUGUGUUCCUGGAGGCGGCACGACAGGCCAGCCAUGGGGUGACGCGCGACACUUGGGACCUUCCAGCCACGCUCACCUCCCACCUCCUGUAUAAGCCCAUCCCCGAGGUGCCCCAGGCUGAGAUUGGUAAGCUGCCCAACAAGAUACUCAUUCUGGGCUCCGGCGGGCUUUCCAUCGGCCAGGCGGGGGAGUUUGACUAUUCCGGUUCCCAAGCCAUCAAGGCCAUGAAGGAGGAGGGGGUGGAGUCUGUGCUCAUGAACCCCAAUAUUGCCACCGUGCAGACCAGCAAGGGACUGGCCGACAAGGUGUACUUCCUGCCCAUCACACCCUCCUAUGUUGAGCAGGUCAUCAAGUCCGAGCGUCCAGACGGUGUACUGCUAACCUUCGGGGGCCAGACUGCACUCAACUGUGGGGUGGAGCUGGAGCGUGCUGGGGUGUGGUCCAAGUACGGGGUGCGGGUGCUGGGAACUCCCGUGGCCUCCAUCGUGCAGAGCGAGGACCGGAAGAUGUUUGCCGAGGUGGUGGCAUCUGUGGGGGAGCGCGUGGCCCCUUCAGCUGCUGUGUACUCUGUGGAGGAGGCACACGAGGCUGCCGAGAGGAUUGGCUACCCGGUGCUGGCCAGGGCUGCCUACGCGCUGGGCGGCCUCGGCUCAGGGUUCGCCGACAACCCUCAGGAACUGGCAAAGCUGGCGACCUCCGCCUUCGCUCACUCCCCGCAACUCAUCAUUGACAAGUCACUGAAGGGGUGGAAGGAAGUGGAAUAUGAAGUGGUUCGAGAUGCAUAUGACAACUGCAUCACGGUCUGCAACAUGGAGAACAUCGACCCUCUGGGCAUUCACACCGGGGAGAGCCUGGUGGUGGCGCCCUCCCAGACCCUCAGCAACAGGGAGUACCAGGUCCUGCGCUCCACUGCCCUCUCCGUGGUGCGGCGGCUGGGCGUGGUGGGCGAGUGCAACAUUCAGUACGCCCUCAACCCGAGCUCAGAGGAAUAUUAUAUCAUUGAGGUCAACGCCAGGCUGUCGAGGUCAUCAGCCCUAGCGUCCAAGGCCACUGGGUACCCGCUGGCCUAUGUUGCGGCCAAGCUGGCGUUGGGUCGGGCACUCCCUGACCUCACCAACUCUGUCACCGCCUCAACCACCGCCUGCUUUGAGCCAUCCCUCGACUACUGCGUGGUGAAGGUGCCACGCUGGGACCUGUCGAAGUUCAACCGCGUGUCAACCAAGAUCGGCAGCUCCAUGAAGAGUGUGGGCGAGGUGAUGGGCAUUGGGCGCAGCUUUGAGGAGGCACUGCAGAAGGCCCUGAGGAUGGUGGACGAGGCGCUGGCGGGCCUUGACCCCUACGUGAGCGAGCCGGACGAGCAGGAGCUUCAGCAACCCACGGACAAGCGCAUCCUGGUGCUGGCGGCGGCCUUAAGGAAGGGCUGGGACGUGGACAAGCUCUACAACCUCACCAGGAUAGACAAGUGGUUCCUCUACAAGAUGAAGAACAUCACCAACAUGUAUGAGCGUCUGGAGAGCUUGGCGGAGGAGGAGGAGCUGCCUGAGGACGUGCUGAGAGCGGCCAAACAACUCGGCUUCUCGGACAAACAGAUCGGAGGGGCGGCUCAGGGGACGGAGCUGGCUGUGCGGGCCUUGAGGGAGAAACAUGGAAUCUUGCCGUUCGUGAAGCAGGUGGACACGGUAUCGGCAGAGUGGCCCGCCGCGACCAACUACCUCUACCUGACCUACUGCGCCUCCUCCCACGACCUGACCUUCCCCGCCGGCGCCACCAUGGUCCUGGGGUCGGGUGUGUACCGCAUCGGGUCGUCGGUGGAGUUCGAUUGGUGCGCGGUGCAGUGCAUUCGAACGCUGCGCAAGAUGGGUCACCGCACUAUCAUGGUCAACUACAACCCAGAGACCGUCUCCACCGACUACGACAUGUGCGACCGACUCUACUUCGACGAGAUCUCCUUUGAGGUCGUAAUGGACAUCUACAACCUGGAGAACCCCCUCGGCAUCAUCCUCAGCAUGGGGGGACAGCUGCCCAACAACAUCGCACUGGACCUGCACCACCAGAAGGCCCACAUCCUCGGCACCUCACCCGAGUCCAUCGACGGCGCCGAGAACAGAUUCAAGUUCUCGCGCAUGCUGGACAGGAUCGGCAUCUCCCAGCCACAGUGGAAGGAGCUCACCAACCUCAAGUCCGCCCAGGCCUUCUGCGAGGAGGUGGGCUUCCCCUGCCUGGUGCGCCCCUCCUACGUGCUCUCGGGGGCCGCCAUGAACGUCGCACACUCCCACCAGGACCUGGAGACGUACCUAAACCAGGCUGCCGCUGUGUCCAAGGAGCACCCGGUUGUCAUCUCCAAGUUCAUUCUCGAGGCAAAGGAGAUUGACGUGGACGCAGUGGCAGCGGACGGGGCGCUGGUGUGCAUGGCUGUGAGCGAGCAUGUAGAGAACGCUGGUGUGCACUCGGGAGACGCCACCCUCGUCACCCCGCCCCAGGACCUCAACUCGGAGACCCUCGCCAAGAUCACCUCCAUCGUUGCCGCCAUCGCCCGGGCCUUAGAAGUCAAUGGGCCCUUUAACAUGCAGCUGAUUGCCAAGGACAACCACCUCAAGGUAAUCGAGACCAACCUGAGGGUGUCGCGGUCCUUCCCCUUCGUGAGCAAGACGCUGGACUUUGAUUUCGUUGCCUGUGCCACGCGGGUCACAGUGGGGGAGGAGGUGCUGCCCACGAACGUGCUGCGCGGCUGUGGGCGGGUUGGGGUCAAGGUGCCUCAGUUCAGCUUCUCCAGACUGGCAGGGGCAGACGUGAUGCUCGGCGUGGAGAUGGCGUCGACGGGGGAGGUGGCGUGCUUUGGGGAGAACCGUUAUGAGGCAUACCUUAAGUCCAUGAUCUCAACUGGUUUCGUCAUCCCCCAGCGCUCCAUCCUGCUGUCCAUCGGGAGCUAUAAGCACAAGAAUGAGUUGCUGCCAGCCGUGAGGACAUUGGCACAGAUGGGUUACAAGCUCUAUGCAUCGCUCGGCACGGCUGACUUCUACUCCACACACGGCAUACAGGUGGAGCCCGUGGAGUGGGCGUACGAGAACUUCGGCGAGACAGCAACGAAGGGUCAGCUCUCCUCCAUGGCGGAUUACCUCGCUCGGAAGGGACUCAUCUACAGCAUCAGGGAGUUCGACUUGGUGAUCAACCUUCCGAUGCGGGGCGGUGGGGCUCGCCGUGUCUCCUCCUUCCUCACCCAAGGCUACCGCACUCGAAGGAUGGCCGUCGACUUCUCCGUCCCUCUGGUCACCGACGUCAAGUGUGCCAAGCUGCUGGUGGAGGCCCUGAGGAUGAUCGGAGGAGCGCCGGACCUCAAGACCCAUGUGGACUGCGUCACCUCGAGAAGGAUCGUCAAGCUGCCCGGCCUGAUCGACGUCCAUGUGCAUGUUAGAGAGCCAGGAGCGACCCACAAGGAGGACUGGGCAUCUUGCUCUGCGGCGGCCCUGGCAGGCGGCGUGACCCUGAUCUGCGCCAUGCCCAACACACAGCCGCCCGUCGUUGACCUGGACUCGCUCACACUCGCCAAGGAGCUGGCCGCCCGUGGGUCUCGCUGUGACUUUGCCAUCUUCCUGGGCGCCUCAACCAACAACCACGCAGUGCUGCCGGAGCUGGCCCCCCGCGCCGCCGCCCUCAAGAUGUACCUCAACCAGACCUUCUCCACACUCAUGCUCCACGACACCACCGUCUGGCUCAAGCACCUCGAGGCAUGGCCAGCACAUCUUCCCGUGUGUGUGCAUGCCGAGGGCCAAACCACAGCAGCAGCACUCAUGAUGGCCCACCUGGCGGCCCGUCCCAUCCACGUGUGUCAUGUGGCGCUCAGGGAGGAGGUGAUGCUCAUACGCUCAGCCAAGGAGAAGGGCAUGGCAGUGACGUGUGAGGUGUGUCCGCAUCACCUGUUCCUCACCUCGGAAGACCUGGAGCAGCUGGGCCUGAAGGGGGAGGUGCGGCCCAAGCUGGCCUCGCCCGCAGACCAACAGGCACUGUGGGACAACCUGGAUAUCAUCGACUGUUUCGCCACAGACCACGACAAUGCGGAUGAACUUCUGUGUGGAGAGCAAGCCCCACAUACCAUCGAGGAGAAGAGUGCACACCAGCCUCCACCAGGUUUCCCAGGGCUGGAGUCAAUGCUGCCGCUGCUGCUCACAGCUGUCACGCAGGGCCGGCUGUCCAUGGAGGACCUGGUAAACAAGCUGCACCACAACCCGCGCCGCAUCUUCCAUCUCCCUCGCCAACCCCGGACGUACAUCGAGGUGGACUUGGACGCCCAGUGGACCAUCCCCGAGUCGCCGCCCUUCAGCAAGGCGCGAUGGACGCCCUUCGCCGGCCGCAAGGUUACCGGCAGGGUGCAGCGCGUCGUCUUAAGGGGAGAGGUGGCCUAUGUGGAUGGACAGGUGUUGGUGCCGCCCGGGUUUGGGGAGGACGUGAGGGAGACGCAGCCGCUGUCCCCUGCCCCCGCCCCACCCUCCGGAGUCAUCCCGCUGUCCUUCCCCACGGCGCCACAGUUCCCCAUCCAGCCUAACAUCGCUCUCCCAUUGCCCCCGCACGGCUACGGUGGGCACAAGGUGAUGGUGAAUACCGACCUGCAGACCCCGGCCGAGAUUGUCAUCCCGCAAUCUUCUGUCACCACCCCACAGCUGCUGUCACCCACCCGCAAGACAGCACCACUCCUGCAUCGAGGCCAGGAUGUGUAUGCUGAGGGGCUGCUGGACGUGGGUGUUCCAGAGGUUCCAGGAGAGAGGAAGGAUACGGCGCCGUCCCGCUCCCGGCCACGUGACCACUCGCCGCUGCCCACUGGCUUCCUCGUACCCGCUGCCUCGCAUGGCCUGCAGGGUCAGCACUUCCUCAGCGUGCAGAACCUGACCAAGGAGCAGCUGAACCACAUCUUCGACCUGGCCCAGACCUUCCGAGUGUGCAUCAACAAGGAGCGGCCCCUUGACCACUUGCUCAAGACUGGAAUGGAAAAACUUCUGGAGGGUAAGCUGAUGGCUCUCAUGUUCUACGAGGUGUCAACACGCACCAACUGUUCCUUCCAAGCCGCGGUGCAGAGGCUGGGCGGCCGCACCGUCACGCUGGACUCCAACACGUCCUCCGUCAAGAAGGGAGAGAGUCUGGAGGACUCUGUCAUGAUGAUGUCGGGGUACGCUGACGUGGUUGUCCUCCGUCACCCAGAGCCGGGAGCCGUGGCUCGUGCAGCGGCAGUGAGUCGGCGGCCAGUGAUAAACGCCGGAGAUGGAGUCGGCGAGCACCCGACACAGGCCUUGCUGGACGUGUUUGCCAUCAGAGAGGAAAUUGGCACAGUGAACGGAAUGGUCAUCACAAUGGUUGGUGACUUGAAGCACGGGCGCACAGUCCACUCCCUGGCCCGCCUCCUCACCCUCUACAACGUCCAGCUGCGCUAUGUCUCCCCGCCCGGCCUGGGCAUGCCGGACUACAUCAUACAGUACGCCACAUCCCAGGGCAUCCACCAGGAGGAGUUUUCCAGCUUGGAGGCGGCGUUACCUGACACAGACGUCCUCUACAUGACCAGGAUCCAGAAGGAGAGGUUCGGCACCCUGGAGGACUAUGAAAGGGCGUGCGGUCACUUCAUCGUCACGCCGCACCUCAUGACCCGAGCCAAACGCCGCAUGAUCGUGCUUCACCCGCUGCCCCGCAACCAAGAGAUCUCCCCAGAGUUUGACACGGACCCGAGGGCGGCUUACUUCAGGCAGGCGGAGGGUGGCAUGUAUGUGAGGAUGGCGCUGCUGGCGAUGGUCCUCGGGAAGUGUUGAGCGCUGCCUGCAACAGUGACAGGAUCAGUCCAGCAGCAAUAUAACACGUCUUUCAUAAUUUAGGCAGUCUGUGUUAGUCACAUGCGGUGGAAGGGGUGUUUUGCUGAAUGUGCUCUCAGUAUUUCCCGGGGACAUACUUGAUAUAUUGAUGAAGGGGAAGUGUGUGGGAUCUUCAUCACUUAUUUGGGAGGUUAUGGGUUCAUUGUCAUCAAGACAAAUGUCCAGUAGAGCAAGACUUUGCUUUGCAGUUACUUUGCAUUCUGUACCACUAAGAAAAGAAACAAAUCAUCCACUCACUGAAGUGACUGAGUUUUAAGGGGAAUUAUAUGUUAGUAGGUAAUUUCAAACAGCAAGAUACUUAAAUCCAUUAUUGAAGUACAAGCACUGGAGAUUAAAUAAAUAUUAUGGAAUCAAGUAAAUUAUAUUAAGCAUACAAGCAUUGGAGAUUAAUCAUAUAUAGAAAUAAUUAUUUACAAGGAUUAUUUGUUUGUAAGUAUUAGUUUUAAGUCUGGUACAGAAAUUAUUGUCAAGACUCCCGUGUGAGCGCCCUACAGGUAGGCUCAAGGCUGUCUGAGUCUUGCAGGCCUUUGCAUCACGGCUCACCGGGGAUGCUGUGAUUGGGUCUUUCUCCAUCACAUUACUACAUUUCCCUCCUCAACUAAUUAUAUUACUGAAGGCAGAAUAAUCCAGCCAAGUCUUAGCUUAGUUUCAAACUUGCUUAUCCCUGUAGGCUGCUCCACUUGAGUUCAGGGGAGUCUGUAUCACCAGGAGUAACUCACCCACUCAUGCCUUAUAACAUUCCAAACUAGUGUAGCACAACUAUUCUGAGGCCAUAAUCAAACACACACCUUGCCGGAGCAAGGGAGGCCAGUCCACAUGUGCCUGUACCAGCCCAGCGGCUGCUGCUGCUGCUAGGCCUGACAAGGGUUUGAAUGAUUUAGGUGAAACUCAUUACAUUCCUAAGUGACAUUGUCUCUGGAGUGCCAAAUAAAUCUUUCAAUUUGU
Eriocheir sinensis (Chinese mitten crab) is the source of this 8199-nucleotide messenger RNA. RefSeq names its product CAD protein-like (gene rudimentary). The coding region runs from base 334 to 7194 and encodes 2286 amino acids. Gene Ontology annotation, biological process: 'de novo' pyrimidine nucleobase biosynthetic process; L-glutamine metabolic process; L-arginine biosynthetic process. The transcript has 48 exons. Gene Ontology annotation, cellular component: carbamoyl-phosphate synthase complex; cytoplasm. Gene Ontology annotation, molecular function: amino acid binding; aspartate carbamoyltransferase activity; metal ion binding. The record is from RefSeq and is a predicted model, not a curated record. NCBI's taxonomy places the organism in Eukaryota, Metazoa, Arthropoda, Malacostraca, Decapoda, Varunidae.